Molecule: messenger RNA, 4070 nt
Organism: Misgurnus anguillicaudatus (oriental weatherfish)
Lineage: Eukaryota; Metazoa; Chordata; Actinopteri; Cypriniformes; Cobitidae
Gene: and1
Product: actinodin1
Source: RefSeq, a predicted model, not a curated record
AGACAAAAAUGGUGCUUCAAUGGCAUUGUCUAGCAUCUUAAUUUUAAGUGUGCAUAAUGAAGAAAAAAACAAUUUUGAUUAUUUAUUCAAUGUUUUGUUUUGUUUCAUAUUAAUUUGGAUCAACUAUGAAGAAAUGUUCAAAUGUAAAUGCAAACAGCAUUAUUAUGGGAUAGCGCAAAUAAGUGCAAAGAAGCUUAAACUUAAGUGUAAAGAUACUGUUGGAAAUUAAAACUUUACAGGUGAUAAUUACAUCAAGAAGAUGUAAAACACUUAAUAUCAAUAAAGUAGCCAAAAUUGACUAGACACUGAAAACAUGCAACCAAAAAGGUCUUUCAAAAAUGUUACUUUUAUUUUACAUCUGCAAGGUGAACAAUGUGUAAAAAGUGGGCAGUGAAAAAAAAUGUCUGCUCUUAGGUCUGAUUUUAAGACACACUGCACUUUUUUCACUUUGUUCACAUUGCAGAUUUAAAAUUAAAGUAACAUUUUUGAUAGACCUUGUGUGUGGACAAUUUUGGCUACUCGGGUGAUAAUCACACAAAUCUAAGGGUUAAAUAUUUUAAAAUAUUUUAUACCAUGCAUAUAGGCAUAUAGUCAGUUACGAUUUUUUUUUAGAAAUCUAUCAUAAGGACUAUUUUCCAUUUAUACAAAUUAAAGUCCAGAUAUAAAAUUGUAUGUUUCAUAAAUCAGAUUAAAACAAAUGCUAAUGUUUGUUUCUCCAAAGGAAUCAGGCGGGUUAAGAAUGGCUCGCUUGGGACGAUCUUCCCUCUUCCAUGCAUUCGCUGGAAUGCUGCUGGCCACAUUGUUAUUACCUGAGUUCUUGCUGGCUGGGCCUGUGAUCAAGCGCUUAAAAGGAGAUGAUGGAAUCAACGAAAAGUCAAACGUUGAGGCUGGCUCAACAAGACUGAUCCGCAACCGAAGAAACAUCAGUUGGUACAAGCAGCACUCGGACUUCUGGAGCUGGUACAAAUACUUCACUGACAAUGGAAACCAGGAGGGAGUUGCAGAGCUCGAUCGUGUCUAUCUGGCAUACCUCAAGAAUAAAAACCGUGCUGAGUCACGUCGCUCCUACAAGUUGUACCUCCAGCACCUCGCCGACAUCUACAAAUCCUGUUCUGAGACUGAUGACCCAAACUGUGUGGCCGCCUACACAAGCAGACCCACACCCAAAGUUGAGGCACCUGCCCCAGUCAAGGCUUGUGACCCUAGAGACCCUUACUGCUCUUACGCUAAGGGAUACACAUAUUACCCCUACCUGGCCCCAGCCCCGGCCCCUGUCAAAGCUGCCCCUGCACCUGCUCCAGUGAAAGGCCCAGCCUACCUCCAUAGCGCUGUAGUGAAGGACCCACGUUCCGGUCAAUACUAUUACUCCCCGCUGAUGCAGUCCUUCCUGUCAGCUGAGCAGAAGGCCGAGCUGUUGCGCAUCUGUGAUGCGGAGGAUGUCGAGUGUCUGCAGUACCACCUCCGUGCCGCCUACGGUUACAAGCCCGCUGCUGUCCUGGCUCCAUCCUACGCCCACCUCGGCUGUGACCCUAAGACCGAUCCUUACUGUGCACCACAACCGGUCCAAAAGGCACCAGCUAGUUUGUACACGCAGUAUCCUUACUGUGAUCCUCGUGUGGACUCGUACUGCACUUAUCCUGUUGCUCAAUCUUCUCCAUCGGCUUUGGAGAGACCCUGCAAUCCUCUCUACGAUGACAACUGCAACCCACUCACAGCUGCAAGGUUUGCCAGCUUGUCCAUCAAAGGACCAAGGGACGAGCCUGCUUCCGAAGCCGGCGCCAUGCGCGUACCUCCCAGCACUCGCCACGACCCCUACGCCAUGUACCGUGAUGCAUCUGCAGCAGCUGACAUGCGCAGACGCCUGCCCACCCAUCUCCAGCCACAAAGGCACCAACCAGAAGAGCCUCAAAGUCCUCUGGGGCCUCGCGGAAAGACCAAAGAGGGAUACGACUGCUAUAUCGGCUACGAUGAAGAGUGCUUCCCACUGGGGAAUGACCCACGCACCGGUGCGCAAAGACCGGCACACCUCCCCUCCGAAGCCUUCGAGCCCCACCUGAAUAACGACGGAAGCAGGAAUGGAGUCGUCGAGCCUGACCCCGACUGCGACCCAGAAUAUGACAGAAACUGCCGCUUGCGCCGCUACGAGCCUGAGGGGGCCGAGCAUGCCAGUCCUUCACCUCAGGAUGAAGAUCACGUGGCCCAGCCAAACCAAGACCACAGCGAUGAGCAGAGCAACCACGAGGAGGUUCCCCAGCAUCGGGAAGAGUCCUACCCCGAGACCCCAGGCUACGAUCAGCAGCAAUACGACCCUUACAUGAGCGGACAAGAGGAUCCGUAUGCUGGAUACGGCCCUCAGGAACCCGGUGCACCCAGUUUUCAGGAUCUCAUGAGAGGAUACGGUGCCCGAUAUCCUGGCCAGGAUGAUCACCGUGCCUACACAGGAGACUACAAAAAGAAAUAAGUAAAUGUUUGCCAAACAAAUGUACAACAGGACUGAAUGUGGGCUGGAGAUGAAAUUAAAAAAAGUGCACACACCAACUGCCAUAACAUAUAAAGAUAUCGCAUUGAUUGGUUCACAUGUAAUGUUUUUGAGAGCUUCUGUAGACUUUGACAGCACUUUGAAAUUGUUUGGCUCUUUAUCAUUGUUUCCAAUGGUCUAUGCAACCCAAGUGUUGCAGUUUCUCUAUCAUACUGACAGCUGCUCUUACUUCUAAUUGAAGAGUACUUGAAAUAGCUCUUCAUAUCUCUGUGAAAAUAAAAUGAGCAGAAUAAAGAGGUGAAUGGUGUACCUGAACAUACUGCAGUUAUGACCACCUUCCCAUUUUGACUUUUUAAAUGUAGAUUCACCCAGCAACCCCCUUUAAAUGAAUAUUUAAUAAAUUGGACCCUUGCUUAGUUGUAUUCUGUAUUUUUAAAAUCGCUUAAAGUGUUGCUUUGUAAUUGUUUGCUUACGAUUUGUAAGAUUUUUGCUUUGAAUGUUUCCAAUAAAAGCUUUAAAGAUCUAGCUGCUUUCCCCCCAUUUAUUAUAAUCGACAAACUAAAUAAAGAAGCAAAUUACGUCUUCAUUUAAUUCAAUAACACUUCAUUAUCAUUUUAAGUGCUUGCUCUUUCUCUCAAGUCAGGCGUAAUGCAAUGAAACUGCAACAAAUUAUAAUAAAUUCAUGCAUAUUUUAAUAAUGAUCCACAUUGAGUGUCGUACUGCAGCUGUCUCAUUGAGUCAAUUUUAGCAACUCUCAAUAAACCCAAUGCAAUUUUAACUGUGUAAUGUGACACCAAGCAUAAUUUCUUUGUGACAAAAAAUUGACUUUUAGAAGUUUUGAGUUUCCUAAACAGUUGUAAUAAACAACGUGGAAUAAACAUGACACCGAAAGAGGAGUCACAACUGUACUCCUCUUUGUGUAAAUGUACCCAUGGCCUGACCUUCAACAUUGAUUAAAAAUAUCUCAGUGGACAAAGUGAGCCAAACUGCACACCAACUGCUGUACUGGGAGGAUGCCAGUUGGCUAGAUGUGUUGUGUUGGACAUACAGUACAGUAUUGUGCAAAAGUCUUAUAUUAGGCCACCAGCUUUGUUGUUUCAACAAAGUUUUAAAGGAAAACACCACCGUUUUUCAAUAUUUUACUAUGUUCUUACCUCAACUUAGAUGAAUUAAUACAUACCUAUCUUUUUUCAAUGCGUGCACGUAAUCUUUGUACAGCAUGUUAUGAAUGUGUUAGCAUUUAGUCUAGCCCCAUUCAUUCCUAUGGCUCCAAAUAUGGAUGAAUUUAGAAGCCACCAAACACUUCCACAUUUCCCUAUUUAAAGACUGUUACAUGAGUAGUUAAAUGAGUAAGUAUGGGCGCACAAAAUAAAACUUUAGUUUGGAGCCAUAGAAAGAAUGGGGCUAGGCUAAAUGCUAACACGCUGUACAAAGAUUAAAAGUGCACGGAUUGAAAAAAAUAUUAAUUCAUCAAGUUGAGGUAAGAACAUAGUAAAAUGUUGAAAAACAGUGGUGUUUUCCUUCAAUGACAUCCAUGCUGUUUGAUCUUUUUAAUAAAAUACAAGCAGAAGAUGUAAAUGUUAAACAAAAC